GAUCGAGAAAAGCCAGAAGGGGUUUGAACCAUGAUCGAUCGACCCAGAAGAUUUCGUUCUGGUGGUGGUCGGUAUCCCCCAUCCUCGCGCCACCGGGCGGCGCUCCUUCCAAUCGAAUCUCCCUGCCUGCCUGCCUGCCUGACCGGAGCGGACGCCGGCCGGCGAUGGCGCUGGUGCCCGACUGCCCCCCGGACCUCCGGGUCUACGACUCGAGUUACAACCGCGGGUACACGUCGCCCCGGGAGCAGUCCGAGCACAGGUCGCGGCUGCUGCGCAAGAUCCACGACUCCUACCGCAAGGCGCUGGAGCGGCUGAACGCCAGGGCGAGGCCCGGCAUGGCGGCGCGCUUCCUCCACGGCGGCGGCGGGGCACUCUGCCUCGGCCUCCUCGACCCGGUCUCCAACAUCGUGGCCAACACCCUCGUCUCCCGCGGCGAGCCGGGCGACCUCGUCCACGUCCCCGAGGACAAGCUCGGGGACCUGGAGCGCCGCUCGCUGGACGGACUCGUCGCGUUCCUCACCCGAUUCUUCCCCUACCUCACCGACUGCCACGCCGUGCGCUUCCUGCUCCUCGCCGGCGCCGACCUGCUCGCCGCCGUCCGCGCCGUCGCGUCGGACCUCGGCAUGACGCGGUUAGGGUCAUCACCCGGGCCCGCCGUCGAGGAGGCCCUCGUGAUGGCCCUCAGGUGCGCCGCCCUGGCCGCCAGGCACCCGGACCCCGACCGCCUCGUCCGCGACUGGCUCGCCAUCUCCGGCCGCCUCGACGACACCGUGCGCCUCCUCGCCGACGUGCGCCGCCGCUCCCCCGAAUCCAGCCUCGACAGGCUCCCCAACCUGCUCGACGGAUUGCCGCCCCCGGCCCACCAAGACCUGUGGCGACGACUGACGGCCUCUCGUCCGCCUCCUCCUCGCCGCAGCGUGCCGCACCAGACCACCACCGCCCUCAACGGCACGCUCCAGGACGCGCUCCACGGGUUCUACCUCGAGGCCAUCGCCCGGUUGCCGGCCGGCGAGCUGCGCUCCCGGCUCCACCGCAGCCUGCUCGUGGCCGGCCACUGCUACGGCCCGCUCGACCCCGUCUCCAACAUUAUCAUCAACACCAUCUGGCACGACGCGGCGUUCCCGCCCGCCGUAAAACUCGAGGUGGACGUGAUCGGCACCAUGAUCCUCCACCGGACGGAGAACUGCUCCUUGUACGGCCUCGUCUCCUUCCUCUGCACACGCCACCGUCAUCUCACCGAUUUCGAUCAGGCCAUCUACUGCCUGCUCCAGGCAGACGGCGACCUACUCCUCGCGGACCGCCGCCUCGAUGAUGACGACGACGCAGCUGCCGGCUUGGACAGAGCCUUCUUGGCCGCCGCUACGGCGGCCUACCACCCCAACCCCGAUGCUCAAGCAAAGCUUUUGCGACGUCUAUGUCCAUGUGAUGAGCGGAUAUCAUCUAUCCUACAAGGUAGUACUGGCCAACUCUCCUCUCAAGAUGUUCAGUGCCUUGCCAGGUUGUUGUGUCCUGAGGCUGCCUGCAGCGAGCAGCCGCUUCGCCGGUUCCCCCAUCCAUGGUACUUGUCAUCGCAAACAAUGAUGUGCAAAAAGAUCAAUGCUGCAUUGAGUGCAUAUGCCGCGAUGCUCAGCGGGGAACCCAUGUAUGAGCUUCAUACAAUCUGUGGUGUGAACAAAUAUGUGUCAGGCCCAGUUGGCACUGAUGCUAAGUGCUACCGCACCCAUGUCAAUUUCCUGGCAACUCCCAAAGGCACUCAGUUUCCUGCCGGCACAACUCCGCUGCUAUUCUUCGCUGAGGUUUGCAAUGAUGAUGAUGAUGACAGAGCUGGAAUGCCACAACCCUUCGUCUGUCGCGUGUGGGUGCCGUUACCAUGUGCCGGACGAGUACGGUGCCUUUACUGUGACCACAUGGGUAUUAGGAUCGUGCAUCCGGUUGGGGAAGACUUCCAUGGGCGCAAGUUGGAGUUUGAGAAGAUGGUCUGUGGAGAAGACCCCUGCGACGAUGAUUUUGAUCCUGCAGUGGACCAACCAUAUUACACCAAUACAAAGAUCAUCGACCAUAGUCGCGUCACAACGGAGAGGCUUAAUGGUAGGGUAGAAGAGGAUCGCCUUUACAAUGAUCCGUUGGAGGAUAGUGAUGGGUAUGGCAGUGACAUGACUUUGAUGAGCGAUGAGUAUGAUAGUGAUUUGGAUUCCAUGGCUGAUGAGCGUCAUGUCUAACAUCGUGUUGUAGCUGUUAUUAAGAUGUUGUAGAAUUGGAAGCCAUAGUAGGUAGAAGAGGGUUAACAGUUGACAGAGAACCUUGUCUUAGCCUGAGUUUUAGAUGAUGCACUAGUGUAUUGGAAUGUCGUAUAAUGGUCACUGGUGAUGGCAUUCGGAAGUGAGAAUGAUUGUUUAACAAAUAAUUUAACAAGGAUAGUCAUGUACUCCCUCCGUUCACAAAUAUAUGAUAUUUUGAAUAUUUUAAUAUGAACCACAC
This is a messenger RNA of Triticum urartu, 2478 nucleotides long. RefSeq lists its product as uncharacterized. The record is from RefSeq and is a predicted model, not a curated record. Lineage: Eukaryota; Viridiplantae; Streptophyta; Magnoliopsida; Poales; Poaceae.